AUGAGGCUUGCUGCUGGUAAGGUCGCGGAGUGCCCCUUCAGUGACAAACUGGUCAAUGAGGGUCGGGAGCUAUUAUUUCUGGCCUUGGAGUACGCCGGUGCGACACUGCCGGUACGCGAAAGGCCUGAGGGCCAGCCUCUCUUUCUAGCGGCAAUUGAAGAAGUCCUUCGCAUCUCCAGAGACCCGGACUACGCUGCGUUUUACACAUCUGAUCAUUCGUUUGCCAAGGGUGUCAAACUGGGCGUUGAUGUCGAGUUGCCGAGAGUACAAGCACAGUUUCAGGAAGAAGAAAAAUUGGGUGCCAUGAUCCAGCUCCCUAUGCAAGAAGCGUCGAAGAGGUAUGGUGAGAGAUUGCGUUUCGCGUCGCUGGGGGCGAUUGAGAAAAAGGAUGGCACGUAUCGCGUGACGCAUGAUGCUACGCACGGCGUCGGCGUCAACUCCGCAAUCCAGCUGAAGGAUCAAGUUCGUUAUCCCACGGCAGGGGACCUACGCACAGCGAUCAUGAUUUUGCCGCGGGCAUUCUUCGGGCUGACGGGCGAUGUCAAGCGAGCGCAUCGUUUGGUGAAGCUGGCGGAGGAGGAUUGGGGAUACACCGCCUGCCGGACUGGAGCGCAAAGCAAGGACAUGCUGUGGUUGAACACUGUAGGCACUUUCGGUGUGAGCAGCAUCGCGUUCCACUGGUGUCGCCUGAUGGGCGGUAUGGGCAGAGCAGCGUACUACUUGAUCGCGUGUCUCGAGGUUCUGCGCAUGGUGUACUCGGAUGAUCUUUUCUGGGUCACGCAGGAUACAGCCAAUGGCGUCGACUAUAUAGUUCUGCAAGUCUUUUUCUACGUCAUUCUGGGAGUGCCCUUCUCUUGGAAGAAGUUUUGCGGCGGGGUAGAGUUUUCGUGGGUCGGUUUCACUCUUUCCAUCAAAAAGCGUGCGCUGGGUAUCUCUGCGUCGCGUGCUUCCUGGCUUGUCAGCUGGUUACGCAAAACGGCGUGUGAGAAAUGGGUAAAGAUCGCAGAUCUGCAGGCAGUCAUGGGCAGGCUCUCAUUUGCUUUGACAGCCUUGGGCCACUUGAGGCCUUUCUUGGGGCCGUUGUACGCAUGGCUGGCGGUAGCGAGAGCGCAGCGGGUUGGACAGCUGCCCAAAGCGGUCGUAUACAUCAUGCUCUUCCUCGCGUCGGCUUUGGAGGGACACGGGCGCCUGCUGCCAGUGUGGGACGUUUGCCCGCCUCGGAGCGUGAGCUGUUCCGAACAGAUGCGCACGCGGAAGGCAAUGAGAUCUGGGUCGGCGGGUGGGCGUUAG
Messenger RNA from Symbiodinium natans, 1290 nucleotides. The record is from the annotation of a GenBank genome assembly. Lineage: Eukaryota; Dinophyceae; Suessiales; Symbiodiniaceae.